GAGUUUCCAGUUGUGUGGUCCAUCUAAGAUUUGUGUUGUCUUCAUCUUUGGGAGAAAGACCUAAAAUGAGCUUUCAAAAUGGUUGGACGGUAUGGAUUUAGGUCACAUACAUCACUAUGAGCCCAACAGUCAGUGGUCCCACCCACCUUGCCUAAUCCGCUCCCCUCUCAUUAAGCCCCAAUCUCCUCUCUCAAAACCCUAACGUUGUUCUCAUCUCUUUCUUCGACAUCUCCUUCUCUCACAUUCGUCACCUCCAACGUCACCAGCAGCGCUGCUGCUUCCACCGGUAGGGUCACCGCACCACUAGCGGGUAGCACCACCUCCUGCGUCACCAGCAGAGAGUGGUAACACUGCCCAUUCCCAACAUCGCCACUUCCAGCUCUAGCAUUGGAAAGCUGUAGCAACACCGCCGAUUCCAGCGGCUGACUCCAUCAUCAUUCAAGCAGCACUCUCUCAUUCCCAUCAUCGCUUUGUUUCCGCUGUCGUUGGCGUAGCCUAUUUACUUAAGGGAUGGUACACUAGAGCCUGCUGUGCAGCUUGGCCCAUUGCCACUAAUUCAUUACUAAAAACCCUGCCUCCAAGGGCUGAAAAAUAAGGGAAAUCCCAACAACAAUGGGUGCUGCUUCGUCUUCAUCAUCAUUGUCAGAGCAACAAUUUCAAAACACUAGGAAGCAGUCAUUAGGGCUUGUGGUGAAUGCCAUGAAGAGGAAAGACAGCUUCAUACAACUAUUCUUCAUGACGGGGAUCCUCCUCCUUAGCAUGAGAUCCCUGGGCCAGAAGUACCGUAUCAACGAUCUCUGUGAGGACACCGCCUCACUCAAAGAGGAGCAAGAAUCCCUCGCCCAGCGGAUGAAGGACAUCAAGAACACCCUCCUCCAUGAAGCCUCCCUCGACUCCUCCGGUGUGUUUGCUUCCCGUCUCCGUCUCCUCUUUAAUGACGCUGACAGCAACUCUCCUCCACCGCCGCCUUCGGCCUCCUAACUUAGGUGAAUUACAUUCACUCCUACACAUCUAUGGUUAGCAAAUAUCUCAUUAUUUUGACCAAUGGGAAGACCGAAUGUGAAAUUCUGCUGUUGGACGCACAGUUGAUUGGAGUUGCAAUUAUUGGUCUGAAAAAAAAAUCAACCACUUUUGUGAACAGUUUCUCUCUUUGAUCUAUUUCGGCCAGGAAUUUUUCUUUAUGUAAAAUAAUAAAAUUUGAAGUAUUUUUACUGCUAGUAUCAUUAGGUUUGAAGUAGAAAUUGUACUCAGCUUCAACUUCUUUUUUAAAAUUUUAAAAUACAAUUGUUGAUUUGAUUGAUUGUUCCCCACUUAA
Molecule: messenger RNA, 1315 nt
Organism: Magnolia sinica
Lineage: Eukaryota; Viridiplantae; Streptophyta; Magnoliopsida; Magnoliales; Magnoliaceae
Exons: 2
Coding region: 613-981 (122 amino acids)
Source: RefSeq, a predicted model, not a curated record